Messenger RNA from Seminavis robusta, 393 nucleotides. NCBI's taxonomy places the organism in Eukaryota, Bacillariophyta, Bacillariophyceae, Naviculales, Naviculaceae. The record is from the annotation of a GenBank genome assembly.
AUGUCAAGGCUCUCGUCACCCAAGACGUCGAAAUCACCAGUAAGGGACCCAAGGCCAUUGAAGGCUCCGAGAAGGAAUGGAAGGCUGAUUUGGUGGUCUUUCAUGGGAUUUGUUUCUCCUGAGGACUACAUUGCCAAGGAACUUCAAUUGGACUUGGAUCAACGAAACAAUAUUCAUGCCACGUAUGGAGACUACCGUACCAGCAUGGAGGGCGUUUUUGCUGGUGGUGAUUGCCGCCGUGGUCAGAGUUUGGUCGUUUGGGCCAUUCACGAAGGCCGAGGUGUGGCGGAUGCUUGCGAUGACUAUUUGAUGCUGAAGCGCACCGACCACAGCACUGCCAUGCACUCUGCUGGAGGAUUUGCCAACCUCAGCAGUUUGUCGCCUACGUUGUAA